Molecule: messenger RNA, 2231 nt
Organism: Dromaius novaehollandiae (emu)
Lineage: Eukaryota; Metazoa; Chordata; Aves; Casuariiformes; Dromaiidae
Gene: ZFAND2B
Product: zinc finger AN1-type containing 2B
Exons: 9
Coding region: 71-880 (269 amino acids)
Biological process (GO): protein targeting to ER; proteasome-mediated ubiquitin-dependent protein catabolic process
Cellular component (GO): cytoplasm; endoplasmic reticulum
Molecular function (GO): zinc ion binding
Source: RefSeq, a predicted model, not a curated record
ACGUCAAGGGGCGGGGCGGCGGGCGCGGCGCGGGUUGAGCCCUGCCGGCCGCCGUCGGGCGGCUGCCGCCAUGGAGUUCCCGGACCUGGGUGCGCACUGCUCCGAGCCGGCCUGCAAGCGCCUGGACUUCCUGCCGCUGAAGUGCGACGCCUGCGAGCAGAUCUUCUGCACCGACCACGUCGCUUACGCCCAGCACCGCUGCACCUCCGCCUACAAGAAGGAUGUGCAGGUCCCUGUGUGUCCUCUCUGCAACACCCCGGUCCCCGUGAGGCGGGGGGAGAUGCCCGAUGUCGUGGUGGGGGAGCACAUCGACCGUGACUGCAAGUCUGACCCUGCACAGCGCAAGCGCAAGAUCUUCACCAACAAGUGUCUGAAGCCCGGCUGCAAGCAGAAGGAGAUGAUGAAGGUGAUCUGUGACCAGUGCUACAAGAACUACUGCCUCAAGCACCGGCAUCCCCUGGACCACAACUGCAGCGGAGCAGGGCGUCCCCUCUCCAAAGCUGGACACGCUGCAGUUGCAAGAGCCGAGGCAUCCUCUUCCAAAGCAGUCACUGCGUCAAGCAGCGGAGCUCCCCGGCCAGCGGACAGCCCCUCUGCUCCAGCCUCUGCUAGAGGAGGCAGAGCAGCUGGGUCCCCGACUUGCAGCACCUCCACUCCGGCUGUCAUGCUGCAGAACGGACUGAGUGAGGAAGAGGCGCUGCAGCGAGCUCUGGAGAUGUCCCUGGCAGAGUCAGCACACAACUCUGCGCAGCUGCCCAGCAGCACACAGGAAGAGGAAGAUCUGGCGCUGGCCCAGGCACUGUCAGCAAGCGAAGCGGAGUACCAACAACUACAGCGGCAGACGCAUGGUUCAAAGCCAUCAAACUGCAGCGUGUCCUAGGCCUGCAAGGCAGGGUGUGCCAGCGGAUGUGGGAGCCUGCGUGUGACCCAAGUUGGAUGCUGUGGGGUUCUGGCCUGGAUACUGAUAACAAGAGCCCUUUGCCAGGGACAAAUGAUCUCUCUGGGGACUGUAAGGAAGCUACCAAACACACCCUGACAUCACAGCCCUGUGGAAAAUCGGUGCAGCAAAUUGCUGACGCUCCUGGAGAGGCAGAGACUAUGUGGGAUGAGGCCCAGCACAGACUGACCAAAGCAAGCAGCAUCUCAUAGUGUGCACUUAUGGCCACAGCAGCUGUGGGCUGUCCCAGGGCUGCGGUGCCGUUGGGAUUGUGUGCUGUGGAUGGAAGUGAGGGCACAGCUAGCCUGGAGGGGAGGAGUUGCAUGGGGACACUUCUGUGUGCUUGAAUGUACAGCUGGGAUGUGGCUGCCCGCUGCAGUAACGGGCCUGGAUUUCAUGCUCCAGGGAGGGCCCAGCUAACCUCUCAGCAGACAGCAGUGGUGGCACAGGCAUAGCACAGCUGAAUCUGCGGCUGGUGGGUAGUGCCCUUCCCUGCUCCCCAUGUCCUCGGUGCCUCCCCUGCUGUUUGCAUGCGCAAGAGCACAUUGGGCCUUACCCAGCUCAGCUUGCGCCACCCAUAUUUGCACAGGGCCAGGACCUCUCUGAGACUGAACGGAGGCAUGUUUCCUUUCUGGUUUAAUUUAACAAGGACUGUUAACUGAAAAGUAACUUCAGUGGUGACUUGACUGUGCCAGUGUCACUCAUGUGGGAAGACUGCAGCUGUGUUCCUUGUGGUGGCUGCUCUUGGCUUCUCAAUCUCUGCUAAGGUGUCCCUGGGCCGCCACAUGCUUUCAGUGCCUGCUUCUGCCCAGAGCAGACAUGCCCUGGCCACUGUUUGCAUGCUACGGUGGUGCUGCUGGGGCAGGAACGCCUCCCUGCCAUGGUCUCAACCAUGGUGUAAUCCCCUCCUUGGAAAGGGCAGUGCAGCGCCCCAGUAGAAAACAUCGCACAUGCAGUCCCAAGCUUGGAGCUAGUGUUGGGGGGGGCAGGAGCUGGCCCUCAGGUGGGGGGGCUUUUGUCCUGUUGGCCUUUUGUUGGGAGUCUGUGCAGCAAAGCGGGACUGUGCUGCUUUCUCACUAGCUCUCUUGUGCCUCCCUGCUGGAACUGCUCUUACUUCUGUGGAUGUGCUUGGUUCUGCACAGUGCCAGGCUCUGCUUUCCCGGUCCAAGGGGUGGCUGUCUGCUCCCAGUGUCUCCCUAUGCCCAGCUGGGGCAGGUGUGGGUACAGGCAGGGGCAAGGGGAUGCUGAAACUUGUCAAAAUGCUGCUUGGGAGGAAAUAAACAUGUAGCAGAGA